AUGGCUCUAAGGAUGACGACUAAGGUAGCUGAAUCUUCUAAAGAAUCUAGUCAAUCAAAGAAUUCUACAAAUUGCAUGGCAUCUUCCACAUCUACAAAUGUUAGCUGUGUUCCUACGGCUGCAAAUAGUCCAAUAUCAUACUCGAGUUCUCUGGAAUCUGUAGGUGAGGAAUUGAAGGAUAUUUAUGAGGUCCUGAAUGAAGUUCCCUAUGAUGGAAAGAUAUCAGAUCAUGAUCUUUAUCUUUUAGAUAAAGCUGAGCAUCCUCAACCUUUUGGUGUGUUAGGAUAUCAGAAAUUUGGUGAAGAUUUGACUCAUGAGUAUUUCGUUGUAAGAGCUUGGAUAAGGAAUGCGAAAUCUGUUUAUAUCCGUGCAAUUGGGCAUUCAUAUUCUACUAUUGAUACAAAUAAUAUACCUGUGAAGAUGGUGCGAAGGUAUUUAAAUGGAAAAAGCUUAUGGUUAUUUGAGAAAGCCUUUAGAAUUCUUAAGAAUAGGAUGUCUGUAGUUAGAAAUCAUUAUUGUGGUUAUGAGGAUGAUGUAGGGCUUCUAAAUAAGCAGCAGGGUUUAUUACAACAGAGUAUAAAUAUAACAUCUAGUAAUGAAAAAAGGCGUGAUUUAAUAGAUAAUAAUGAGUCUCAAUUUUUCAAAUGUAGAGUUGAAACAGAUGAAGAAAAUUCAUAUGGUGAAGCUUAUGAAAAGUCAGUUGAGAAUAUAUCACAUAAAAUUGAUGAAUGUAGUAUUUCUUCAUUAUAUAAUAAAAAGUAUACAAUAAAACCUGAGAACUCAACAGGAUUUGGCAUGAAUAAGUCUACUGAAUUAAUGAAUCUAAACAGUUCUAUAAAUUUGGGUGUAUCUAAAGUAGAUAUAUCUGAUUGUAAACCAAAUUCUUCAGAUUUAAAGUUGAACACUUCACAUUCAUGUAUUUCAGAAGUAAAGAAUACCUGUAAGGUAGAUUUAAAUUCAGAUACUAAAUUAGUCAAUAAAUUUGAAUAUCUUCCUUCUUCAUCUAGUAGACCUAGAUCUACUGUUAAUGUAUCCGAUUUAUCUUGCUCAACAGAUAAAGCCUGUAAUAGAUAUAUUCAUGAUAAUAUAAAUUCAUCAGAAUGUGUACGUAAGCUUUAUUAUGAAUAUAUAGUUGAGUAUGAAGGUGAUUCUAAGAAUAAGUUUGUUUUGAGGGAUGCUUAUUCAUUUGGUUUACUUUUAACAGAGGGAGAGAUAUCAUUAUUCCAGUCUGGAAGUUGUUGGCAUGUAGAUAAUAUCUUGGGGUCUCAUAUUAUGGAAUUUAAUGGAGUAUUAGGUACUAGAUUUACAGUAUGGGCACCUCAUGCUAAACAUGUAAGUGUUGUUGGUGAUUGGAAUGGAUGGGAUGGUAGAGCAAAUCCUAUGAGAUCAAGAUAUGAAUCUGGUAUUUGGGAGUUAUUUAUUCCUCAUUUGGGAGUUGGUGAAAAGUAUGGUUACCAAAUUCAUUCUAUAACAGAUAGUGUAUUUGUAAAAAUAGACCCAUAUGCCCAGGAGUUUGAAGUUCCUCCUAAGUAUGCUUCUAUAAUAAGCAGUUGCGAUGACUCUUACAAGGAUAAUCAAGACAAAUUUAAAUGGGAGGAUGAUAAGUGGAUGAGUAGAAGAUUACAAUUAGGGUUGAAUGAAGAGAUGAGACGUCAACCAAUGUCUAUUUAUGAAGUACAUUUACCAAGUUGGAUGCGUAAAGAGAAUGGGGAUUAUUUGGGAUAUCGGGAAAUUGCAGAGAGACUUGUAAAGCAUGUAGGUAAUCUAAAUUUUACUCAUGUUGAGUUUCUUCCUUUGGCUCAACAUCCUUUUGAAGGGAGCUGGGGAUAUCAAGUAACAGGCCAAUAUUCUCCAUAUAGUAGAUUAGGAAACCCAGAUGAUUUUAAAUAUCUGGUAAAUGAACUUCAUAAAGCUAAUAUAGGAGUCUUUAUUGAUUUUGUUCCUGCACACUUUUGCAAAGACUCUUGGGGUCUCGUAUAUUAUGAUGGAACACCAACUUAUGAAUAUGGUGAUCCAAGAGAAGGAGAGCAUAAGGGUUGGGGUACUGCAGUAUUUAACUUUAGAAGAAAUGAAGUAAGAUCUUUUUUGCUAGGUGCAGCAUAUCAUUGGUUAAGACGUUAUCAUAUUGAUGGACUAAGGAUAGAUGCUGUCAGUUCAAUGCUGUAUAGAAACUAUUUAAGGCCAAAUGGUGAAUGGAUUCCAAAUGAAUUUGGAGGGGAUGCAAACUUGGAAGCUGUAAGUUUACUUCAGGAAUUAAAUUGGGUAAUUCAUAAGGAAUUUCCAGGAGUAUUUACAAUGGCUGAGGAAAGUACAGCAUGGAAAGGAGUUACUCAAAAGGGUUCAGAUGGUUUGGGAUUUGAUGCUAAGUGGGAUCUUGGUUGGAUGAAUGAUACUCUGAGUUAUCUAUAUACUCCUCCAGAUAGAAAACAUACUAAACAUAACAAACUUACUUUUAGAGGGUUAUAUAUGGCUCACGAAAAUUGGGUACUACCAUUAAGCCAUGAUGAAGUUGUUAACGGCAAAGGGAGUUUGUUGGAUAAAUGUGGAUUUACAGGAGCUCCAUACAUGGAUAGAAUAAGAACAAUGAAAGCUCUAUUUGGUUAUCAAAUAGGUAUGCCAGGACGUCCUUUACUAUUUCAAGGAGCCGAAAUAGCCCAAGGGAGGGAGUGGAAGGAAAGUAGAUCUGUAGACUGGCAUGAAGGAGAGGAAGAUAUAAGAAAAAAAGUUUGCAUAUACUUGAGUGACCUACUAAAUACUUAUAAGACCUAUCCUAGUCUCCAUGCUGGGGAUGAUGAAUCAUGGAACUUUCAAUGGGUUGAUUGCGAAAAUUCUCAGGAUUGCAUUAUUGCAUUUUUGAGAAAAUACAAAGAGUGGAGUAAUGAUGUAGUAGUGAUUUGCAAUUUCAAUUCUAGAAGGUAUUAUAAUUAUCCUAUUGGAGUUCCACAUGGAAAUGAGUGGAUAGUCUUAAUCAACUCAGAUGAUUGGAAGUAUGGAGGUUCUAUGUUUGGACCUGGAAAUGAGUGUAAAAUUAAGGCUUCCCAUGGUGGUCGUAUUGGUUGGCCCUACUCUCUAUGGCUUGAUAUUCCAGAAUUCUCUUGUAUUUUGAUGAAGCCUUGGGUUGAGAAUGAAUAUAACAAGAAAUGUGAGUAA
Molecule: messenger RNA, 3150 nt
Organism: Cryptosporidium muris RN66
Lineage: Eukaryota; Apicomplexa; Conoidasida; Eucoccidiorida; Cryptosporidiidae
Product: 1,4-alpha-glucan branching enzyme, putative
Exons: 1
Coding region: 1-3150 (1049 amino acids)
Biological process (GO): glycogen biosynthetic process
Cellular component (GO): cytoplasm; cytosol
Molecular function (GO): 1,4-alpha-glucan branching enzyme activity; hydrolase activity, hydrolyzing O-glycosyl compounds; cation binding
Source: RefSeq, a predicted model, not a curated record